Molecule: messenger RNA, 819 nt
Organism: Triticum dicoccoides
Lineage: Eukaryota; Viridiplantae; Streptophyta; Magnoliopsida; Poales; Poaceae
Product: nascent polypeptide-associated complex subunit alpha-like protein 1
Exons: 4
Coding region: 1-819 (272 amino acids)
Cellular component (GO): nascent polypeptide-associated complex
Source: RefSeq, a predicted model, not a curated record
AUGACAUUUGCCUGCUCCAGCGUGUGUGAGUUCGCGGCCACAGAGCAGGUCCGAGCCCGCUACUACGAGCACCUCCAGAGCCACCACAAGAAACACAAGCUCACUGCUGGGAAUGGCCCAUGUUUUGCGACCCUGGCAACCCUCAUCCCCCUCCAUCACGGAGCAGCCAUGGAGGAAGAAGAUCUGCCUGAUAUUUUAUGCCAACCGCUAGAAGCAGCACCCAAAAAUGCUACGAUCAGAGUUCGUAUUGUUGGUCAUCGACGCUUUUUGCUACAACCGCUAGCGUGUUUUGCUGCCAUGGUUGUAGCAUGUGUGGCGGUGUUGGUCGACGACAUGCGAAGACUUUUUGUUGCUGUAACCGAGGGAGGUGAUGCUAGUGGAAGAUCUAGGAGUGAGAAGAAGUGCAGGAAAUCCAUGGAGAGGCUUGGCAUGAAGGCCAUUACUGGUGUGAGUAGUGUAACUAUCAAGCUGCAGAGCAAGACCGCUACGUUUGUCCUCUCCAAGCCAGACGUCUUCAAGAGCUCGCACUCAGAAACCUAUGUCAUGUUCGGGGUGGUCAAGAUGGAGGACAUGGACGCUCAGCUGCUGACAGAAGCGGCGGGGAAGUUCAAGGCGCCGGGACCGGGCAGCGUCAUCUCAAAGGGUGAGCCGUCCGUGGCAGCAGCCCAAGACGACGAGGAGGUCAACGAGACGGGCGUUGACAACAAGGAUCUUGAGGUCGUGAUGGUGCAGGCCUCUGUGUCGAGGUCCAGGGCUUUGAAGGCGCUCAAGGCUGCAGAUGGUGACAUUGUCAGCGCCAUCGUGGAGUUGACUAACUAG